Messenger RNA from Limulus polyphemus (Atlantic horseshoe crab), 612 nucleotides. RefSeq names its product janus kinase and microtubule-interacting protein 1-like. NCBI's taxonomy places the organism in Eukaryota, Metazoa, Arthropoda, Merostomata, Xiphosura, Limulidae. The annotation marks the transcript as partial. The record is from RefSeq and is a predicted model, not a curated record. The transcript is spliced from 6 exons.
UCCUAUUCGGUCCGUGAGCGAUGUCCUACUCUUGUUAACUCUGCUCUGAUCACUAAACAUUGCUUUGAAGACUUCGAGCCAAGGCUAGAUAACAACUCCAGUAACAAAGGGAACUAAAGUCAAGAUGUUUAGCGAGUCAGUGGAAAGGACAAGCAUCUCAAGUAGUUGUUGAAACAUCUAAGGAAUUCAGAUGUAACAUUAAUUCACAAGUAACUCUACUCUGAUAUAGCAGUCACAAUGUACAAACGUCUUUAUAGCGAACACCUACAGCUGGAGAGGGCCUUUGGCUUGUUGCGCCAUCUAGUAGCAGAAAGCCAUGGACAGGAAAGAACUGCCAAGAUACUUUCAUGGGCUGAAGAAAAACAGAAACUACAGAACAUAGUAGAAAGUUUGAAGAUGGUGGUGGGUCAACUAAAACAGGAGUUGAAAGAGGCUCAAGACCAGAAUGAACUUUUAGAAUUUCGUUUCUUGGAACUUGAACAAUGCCAGUUUAAGGUAACCGAAGAUGAACAGUUACGCGAGAAAGGUGUAAAUACAGACUCAUGCAUUGAAAAUCAAGAUAUUUUAGAUUUCGAUGACGUCAUCAAGAAGUGUGAGGCAACGAAUACAAAG